Xenopus laevis (African clawed frog) is the source of this 720-nucleotide messenger RNA. It is a transcript of the gene erh.L, whose product is annotated as ERH, mRNA splicing and mitosis factor L homeolog. The record is from RefSeq and is marked provisional. Lineage: Eukaryota; Metazoa; Chordata; Amphibia; Anura; Pipidae.
AUUUCCUGCUUGCUGCUUCGGGUGCUUAGUUGCGGUGUGUGUAGAAAGCGUAGAAAUGUCUCACACAAUCCUGCUCGUGCAGCCCACCAAGAGACCCGAGGGCAGAACCUAUGCAGACUACGAGUCGGUGAAUGAAUGUAUGGAAGGGGUUUGUAAGAUGUAUGAAGAGCAUCUGAAGAGAAUGAACCCCAACAGCCCAUCUAUCACCUAUGACAUCAGCCAGCUAUUUGACUUCAUCGAUGACUUGGCAGAUCUUAGCUGUCUGGUGUACCGUGCAGACACUCAGACAUAUCAGCCCUACAACAAAGACUGGAUUAAAGAGAAGAUCUAUGUGCUCCUACGCCGACAGGCCCAGCAAGCAGGAAAAUAAUCUUGAUAUUUUAGUGAAGAAAAAAAGUGGGAGUUUUGUUUUUGUAUUAUAGUGGUUUGUCUUUUGUUUAAACUAUAGGGGCCUUGAGUGAUUUAGACCAAUGUUGGAUGUUGCGUGUCAUUUUUUUUUUUUCUAUAAAAGAAAUAUUCAAACGAGUCGGCACAGACCAAGAAGCCGAGUCUACUUGGUGAAAACGUUAACCACUCAGACUCCAACGACUGUAUUGUGUAGAGUCCAGCUACACGACAACGUGACCAGCCUGCUCUGCACACUUCAUUUCACAGCCGCUGUUUUGGCAGGAUAAAACAAGGCCUAAUAUUUUACUGGAAAGAAAUAAAAGCUUGAAUAGA